AUGAAUGUUAGGCGAAUAUCUUUAAUAUUUAUGUCACAUUAUCAAUUCCAAUGGAAGUGUAUACUAUUAGCUUAUUAUAGCAUAUUAUAUAAAUGUCUUUUAUUCACUUUUACUUGUACAAAUCUAUUUCAUAUAACCAAUGCAUGUCAGAGUAUUACAACGAUUAAAAUUACAGAAUAUUCUACAGAACAAUUUUUACAUCCUGCUAACUUUAAUACACUUCAUCAUUCAGCAUGGCCAAUGAAUCCAACUAAUUCACAGUUAUCUGUAAAUUUAAGUGAAAUUCUUUUGCAAAAUCUACACUUAACUCUAGAUGAUAUAAAUUCUCCAUUGUAUUUCUCAGAUGUUGAACAAAGUGAACCUUUUGUUAUCCGUCGACGAACAAAUGAUGAUCAUCAUGCAAAAUCUUUCUGGUAUGAGCUAACAUCAAUAAUUCCAAUUAAUCGUGAGACAAUAUGUGAUGUGAAACGUUAUCCUGAACGUGUAUCAAUAUCACAGUUAUGCUGUUCAGCGACAACUACAACUCGACCGACAACAUUAUUACUAACAGAUAGUGUUAUUCGCAGUGGAAAUAUUCACAGUCUUAAUGGUCCAUGUUGUGUAUUUCUAGGUAUUACUGUUGCAUCAAGUAAUACCUAUUUUCUACGUGUUGAUAUUACAGAUGUAAAUGAUAAUUCACCGAAAUUUCAAGAUUUAAUAUUUGGUAAAUCUUUAAUUAGUAAACAGGAUAAUUAUGGAAGAUUUUUAAUAAGUAUCAUGGAGAAUACACCACCUGGUAGAUGGAUACCAUUACCUAAAGCGAUAGAUUUAGAUGAAGGCGUAAAUGCUUUCAUUCAAUACUCGAUAAGAUUACCAAAUAAUGAACAUUUAUGGAGUGAAUAUUUUAAACUCAUAGAUAAUGUACAAAAUAGUAAUAUUGAAGCAAAUGAAAUACCUACAAAGGUUUAUUUAAAUGGUGAUACAAAUGAAUUCAGUGCUAUGGCAACAGAUUAUAAUGGACCUGGAUUACUUAUCUUAAAGACGUUGGAUCGCGAGGUAGUAUCUAGUUUUACAUUUGUUUUAAUUGCAAAUGAUAUGGGACAACCGUAUUCACGAUCCAGUUCACUGAAUAUUUGGUUAAGGAUUUUAGAUGAAAACGAUAAUCCACCAGUAUUUCAAAAAUCUGAAUAUCACAUUGAAGUGAAUGAAAACAAGGCUGGUGUACCGUUACUCAACAUUCGUGUAAAUGAUUCUGAUAUUGACUCUAAUGCAAGACUAAGUUAUUUUCUACGUCCAGUAAGUGGGAUAAAUCAAGUUAAUCCAGAGUAUCUACGGAAUCAUAUACAACUAUUACCAUCUGUUGAAGGUGUCAGUUUAAGAAUAAGUCAACCAUUAGAUUAUGAAGUACAAUCACAGUUAACCUUCGAAGUUGUAUGCGUUGAUCAAGGUCAACCAGCGUUGUCUGCUUCAACUUUAAUUAAACUAACAGUGUUAAAUAUGAAUGAUAAUCCACCGAUAAUUAAAUUUUAUCACCAUGGACAACCGUUAGAUUCAAAUUAUGCUCAAAUUAGUGUUUAUGAAAAUGAAUUUAAUAAUCAAUCUACAGAAAGUCAAAUAUUAUGCCAUGUUCAUGUUACAGAUUUAGAUGAUGAUUUAAACAAUAUUCAAUGUUCACUAGAAGGAAAUAAAAAUAAACAAUUUGAGCUAAGAGAAGUGACAACAAACAGACUUGUACAAAAACGUAAAAUAUUUGAAUUAAUCACAAUAAUCUCUUUAGAUAGAGAAAGUAUACCUCAGCAUACACUGGUAAUUCGAUGUCAGGACGGUACAUCAGAAUCCAGUUUGGUUGGACGUAAUCAGUUACAAAUUAUUGUAAAAGAUCGUAAUGACAAUGCACCAAAAUUCACACAGGAACAUUAUAGAGGACACGUUAAAGAAAAUGCUGCAAACACGUACGUUAUGCUAAUGAAUUUAAACUCUGAGCCUAUGAUAAACACAGUUCGAAAUGCAAUACACGCUACAGAUUUAGACACUGGCUUAAAUGGACAAGUUACUUAUUCCUUAGAGCCAUUGUACAUUUCUAAUCAAGUUACAUCUGCUCAGAAUUAUACUGAUAAGCAUAAAGAAGACUCACUGUUAUUCGGGAAAAGCCAAGCUCAGCAGAACGUAAAAAUAGAUGCUGCGAAAUCGAUAGACAAUUCCACUGACGAUACAGAACAGUAUUUGAAAAACAGGGGGCCUGUACAUGAUACACGAAAAGAUGUCGAAAGCUUUUAUAUAGACCCGAUAAAUGGUCAGUUAAGAACACGUGUUGAAUUAGAUUGUGAACAACAAAAUGUUUAUUACUUUACUGUGGUGGCAACAGAUCAGGCUAUACCACCGGAUAAACGACACACAGCUACAGCACUUGUGACUAUCACAGUUGAUGACGAGAAUGACAAUCCACCAGUUCUGGAGCAACGUCACUAUAUUUUUGAUAUUUCUGAGGGCCUGCCUCGUCAUUCGUUAGUCGGUCAAAUCAAGUCAACAGACGCAGAUAGAACAAAGGAGAAUCGUUAUAUUACAUACGAAAUUCGUGAUGUAGUCAAUAUUAAUGCGUCAAAUUUAAUAUUCAUAGAACCAAACACCGGAAUACUUCGCACAAGAAAAAUUCUGGAUCGUGAAGAAAUUCAACAGAUCCCAUUUAUAGUUAUUGCUCGUAAUGAAAAGCCAAAGUCGAAAUUCCCGUCAUCAUCAUCAUCAUUGUCACCAAGUGAUGUGAACAGAACGCUAUUUUAUGAUGAAGCAAGUGUCACAAUCAAUAUUAUUGAUCAAAAUGACAACGCACCAAUUAUGCUGCAUCAUAGUCAAACAAUCCCUUACACUGGUGUGAAUGACGCCAGUGGCUUACAUCAUCGUCAGGCAAAGCAAUUCCAACAACCAUCAAUAAUUGAUUUAAAGUACAAUUUAAACACAAAAGAUCCAUUCAAUUCAUGCAUUGAAUUCCCGUAUUACUUUACAGAUGCUGAUGAGAAAGAAAAUGCACAAAUCGACGUGUCAUUAGAAACGAAUCCUUAUUUUGAAUUCAGACUGGAUAAUACUAUAAUAUGUAAAAUUGGUAAAGAAGAUCCACCAUUAGGUCAGUAUACUAUUCAUGUCAUAGCACAAGAUCGUCCAGUUGACUCGACAAAAUCGCUGAAACGGCGUUAUGCUAUUCGUAUGCAUAUUGUUAAUGAACAACCCCAAACAGUUGAAUCACAAAUGAAUAUACCUAAUAAUAUUGACUCAAACGCAUUACCGUUACCCAGUGGUAGUAGUAGCAGUAGUACACAUCCAGCAAAAUGGCUUCAGUCGCUUCGAACAAAUGCAAAAGACAAAAAAGAUUUACAUUUUGACAGUCAAUAUUCUAAAAAAAUCUCUGACAGUGUUAAUCAUUAUCAGCCACAUCAAUUAAAUGAUAUAGGCGAUGAAUCAUCACAUCGUUUCGGUUUGAGUACAAUGACUAUUGUAGCAGUUUUGAUUUCUGUUGCUGGCCUACUUUGUUUGUUGUUAAUUGGAGCAGUAAUUGCAAUGAAGAGGAUAACACCGCAUUCCAGUAAUGAAGUUCAAGUUUGUCUGCAAAAGAACAAUGAUAGAGAAAGAGAUCGUCCUGGAAUAUCUGUAUGGAAUAUGACAUCAUACCCAAGUCCUGACUUUAACUUAAAUAUGGAUUCAGGAAAAUUUGUCGAACAUCAUUUAGGUUGUCCAACUAAUAAAUAUUUAUGUCAAAAUCCUGCAAAUUCCUUUGGAACUGAUCUUGUGAACCAUUCACAUCAUCUAUCCUAUCCUUCAACAACAACAGCAACAACAUCAACAACACAUACAACAUUCGAUGGAACUAUUCAACGAUUUUCACCAGUCAGUGUUGGCUCUUUAUAUGGCUCAGUUAAGUAUUUUGCUCAGCCUAUAACUAUUCCAGCAACAUUCAAACCCAGUAAACAGUUAAAAUCGCCUAAUGAUAUUGCUCUGUGUGACAACUCACAAAGUGAUUUAGACAAUAAACGAAAUUCCACAUUAUCUAAAUCCUGUGAUGAAUUAAGAAUGUUGACAGGAUCUGUGAAUAAUAUGCGAUCACAGAAUGCCACUACACCAACGUAUAAUGAUCAUAUAACAUUGAAUUCAGAUCAGAUCUAUACAAUUAAAUGUCAGUCAGUUAAACCAAAAUAUCAUGAAAUGAACAAUAAUAAUAUUAAUAAUAAUAAUAAUAACAGGCAAAGUACGGUUAAAAUUUCAGAUGAACAUAUUACUCAUUCAAACGGUAAGCCUGAACAACGAAUUUGGCUAUUAUCUAAUAUUAAUAAUAACAUUAGUAAUAGUAACAAUAACAAUAAUCAUAAAUCUGGUUUCUUAGUACCUUCAAACGAUAUAUCAGAUUAUCAGCAAUUAGAACAAAUCAAACUUCCUUCUAUGCUACGUCGGCAAGGACCUGGUGAAGUAUCUUCAAAAUCUGGCAGUAAUAAUGAUGAGAAAAGUAAUACUGACACCAUAAAUAAUAACAUUAAUGAUAAUAAUAAUAAUAAUAGUAAUAAUUGCUCUAAUAAUUAUCAUGUCAUCAGACAAACUACACCAUACAAUCAAUUAACACAGAAAACUGUACCUGGAGCAUUGUUGCCUGCUCGUUCUGUGAAAUGCUUAAAUCUACAGAAAUCAUUUGUGUAGUUGUUCUCAUGUAUGGGAAGCAAUAUUUUUCAUUAGGUGAUGAUACUGCAUCAUUCAAUCAUCCCUAUCUACCUGAAAAUUAAAAAAACAAAUUUUUGCAUUUACUUGAGCACAGAAAUAUGUGCUCAUUGAAUUAUUUUAUCUUCAUACAAAAGAAACAAAAUAUUAUUUUGUGUGUUUGUGUGUUUCUGCGUGGUGAGAUUUGUAAAUUCUUGUCUACUGUAAAAAUAAACUAUUUGAG
Trichobilharzia szidati is the source of this 4897-nucleotide messenger RNA. The record is from the annotation of a GenBank genome assembly. NCBI's taxonomy places the organism in Eukaryota, Metazoa, Platyhelminthes, Trematoda, Strigeidida, Schistosomatidae.